Molecule: messenger RNA, 984 nt
Organism: Lodderomyces orthopsilosis Co 90-125
Lineage: Eukaryota; Fungi; Ascomycota; Pichiomycetes; Serinales; Debaryomycetaceae
Gene: MAK32
Product: Mak32p
Exons: 1
Coding region: 1-984 (327 amino acids)
Source: RefSeq, a predicted model, not a curated record
AUGACAAUCCUUACUACAUUGGGUAUGUUUAUUAUUGAUGAGAAUCAAUACAUAGAUCCACCAGCACCAAAAAAAACCAAUAUCAUUGGUGGAGCGGGAACGUAUGCCAUAAUUGGAGCUCGGAUAGUCUCAUCACCCAAAUUAGGUCAUCAAAUUAGCGGAAUAAUAGACGAAGGAACAGAUUUUCCCGUCGAGGUCCAUAAAGAGAUAGAGUCAUGGCAGACAGGUGUUAUAUUUAGACGCAACAAUCAUCGAUUGACUACUAGGGGUGUCAAUACGUAUGUUGGAGGAAUUCGUCAUUUUCAUUAUCAGACAGAAAAGAGAAGGAUUCAGGUUGAGGAUGUCUUUCAAUACGACAAGUUGAAAUAUAGCAAGUGCUAUCAUUUAAUCUGCUCAAUUGAUAGAUGCCGCGAUAUAAUUGAACAAAUAAACGAGGUGAAUCCCAAUGCAAAGUACAUCUAUGAACCACUUCCUGACGAUUGUGUAGCAUCAAAUUAUGAUAAGUUACAGGGGCUACUACCAUUGAUUGACAUAUUUACCCCCAACUUGGAUGAAGCAAGAGCAUUCUUCAGAACAGAUGACCCUGAUUCGAGAGAACUUUGUUCAAAGUUCACCCAGUUUCAAAAAAUCCCUAACUCAGGCACUGUCAUUCGUUGUGGAGCCGAUGGAUGUUGUAUAAGUACUAUAGAUAGCGAACUGUUUAAACUACCAGCAUACCAUCAAAAUCAAGCUGAUGUAAUUGAUGUGACAGGUGGUGGAAAUUCAUUCUGUGGCGGGUUUAUAAUGGGUUGGUACUUAAGUCAGGGUGAUUGGCUAGUUGGUGGUAUUUGUGGGAAUAUUGCUAGUGGUUGUAUUAUUGAAAGAUUGGGUAUGCCUAAAGUAAGCGAAGAUGGAUGGAAACUCAAUGGUAAAAGCUUACGAGAAAGGGUGGAUACAUACCUACGCAAUAAUUCAAAACUAGACGUAAAACUAAAUUGGUUGUAA